This is a messenger RNA of Alternaria postmessia, 1371 nucleotides long. RefSeq lists its product as uncharacterized. The transcript is spliced from 2 exons. The coding region runs from base 1 to 1371 and encodes 456 amino acids. The record is from RefSeq and is a predicted model, not a curated record. Lineage: Eukaryota; Fungi; Ascomycota; Dothideomycetes; Pleosporales; Pleosporaceae.
AUGAGGAAGACGUUAUUGCUGUGUUUCAUCCACGGAUUCAAGGGCGGAGAUGAGACAUUCCGGACAUUUCCAAGCCACGUGAAGGCGCUCCUCCAGCAUGCGCUGCCCAAAGUCACCGUCCUCACCAUCACGUACCCCCAGUUCGAGACGCGAGGCGACUUACACGAGUGUGUCGGUCGCUUCAAAGAAUGGCUGCAGAACAAGGUCAUAGACCUCGAGGUCGCCAACUCGACCCCUUCGCCCACAGUUGACCCUUCUGUGCGCACGAUACUCGUAGGCCAUUCCAUGGGCGGCAUCGUUGCGGCUGAGACGCUCCUCUCCAUCCUCGCCGAACAGCCGAUACAUUCGCAGUCCAACUCGCAAACUGGCUCUGCGUCAUCGCUUGCCGACCAUUCGAUGCUCAUGUUCCCGUACAUACAGGGCAUUCUCGCCUUCGACACACCAUACCUCGGUAUAGCACCUGGCGUAGUGGCUCAUGGCGCCGAGAAGCAUUGGAACACAGCAAGCUCGGCAUAUUCGGCAUACAACAGUCUUGCGGGCGCUUUUGGAUGGGGCGGCAAGGACACUGCAUCCAGUGCUGUCGAUACGAGCAAGAUGCUCCCAGCACCCUCAUCUACUGGAGACGCAGCAGCAGCACCCAUGUGGCAGCGUUACGGCAAAGUAGCCAUGUUCGCCGGUGCAGCGGGUGCCAUAGCAGCAGGCGGCGCGGCGGCAUAUAUGAAGAAAGACCAGAUAACUCAGGGCGUCACAUGGGCUACAUCACAUCUGGAAUUCGUCGGAGUCCUGGCCCGCCCUGAAGAGAUGCGAAAGCGACUCGAGAAGAUUGCAAAGCUCACUACAAGCCAGGACCUUGGCUUUUGUAACAUGUACACCACUCUUGGCCAUGCCAUCAACAGCGAGAACAAGGAACACGGCUGGACUGGCAAAGUCGCCGGAAAAGACCGCACCUUCUGCAACCUACCCAAAGGGCCUCUGAAGAACUUCUUCAUGCCUGCUGUAAACGACAAGGCCACGGCGGAGACUUGGGCGCACACUUCAAUGUUCGAGCCUCGAAACAACCCCGGUUACUAUACUCUCAGCGAGACGGCCAAGGAGAAGAUCAUCGAAUGGACAGAAUCCACAGAUUGGUACGAGGAGAGUGAGGGACCGUUGACUGGGGAGGUUGGUGAAGAAGCAGAGAUUGUAGAAAGACAAGAAGUAGAUGAGCAGAUGCAGAAGGAGGCUGAUAAGAGGGAAGCAGAAGAGCUAGAGAAGGCCAAGGCUAAGGGCGAUGUAGAUGCUUUAGAGGAAGAGGGCGAGUUUGUGGAUUUGAAGAGAACUGGCGAGGUGGCUGAAGGGGAGGACGAGGCGAGGAAGAGGAGAGAGCUGUAG